ACUGUCAGGGGUGAGCUUUUAGGCACAACACCGGAAACAGACAAGUAAACGGAAGUGAACAAGACUUAGAACAACUUCCACGUUAGCGGUUUUAUUUAGACGUUUUAACAUCCUGGAACUCAAAAUCAGAUUAAUUUAACUGCACAUUAUCACCCCAUGUAGUGUUUAGUUCGAGUUGGAGGCAGGAUUUGUUUGCUAGCUAACAAUGGCUAACUGUAUGAUUUUUCACACUCAAAUAGCCUCCAUCUUGGAGGUUCUAGCGAAUGCAGCCGUGGCAGAGAUCUGUAAACUCGUAGACGACGACUAUACAGUGUUUCGUUUGGAAAUAAUGCAAAGCCAGAAAGAAAACAGGACAUUGCGGAGAAAACUACUGGAAUCGAAAGUGGCACGGGAGCGCGCAGAAAGGACAACGCGAGAGCGCGUCCUCGCCAGUCGUCCCAGUAGUGUCAAGAUUGUCGAACGAUACAGAGGAAUGGCAAGAGGUGAAGGACAUCUCACUGGAGGCCACAGGAUCUCUGUGAAGCCAGCAGGACACAAUACAUGGAGAGAUGACCAACCAAUCACUGUUGAUGAGGGGAGUGGAACCUCAACCCAGCACAUUAUCAUGAUAGAGUCUGCAGAGGCUGAAGAUCCUGGUGUCAAGCUAGAGAGGUCUGAAGGAGAGGAGGACCCACAGCACAGCAGAGACAUCCAAACUGGAACGGCUGAAGCGCCUCGUGUAGCCAGAGAAGACCCCACUGCCCCAGCACAGCCAAGGACCCGACGCAGCAUCAUGGAGGUCAGUGGAAUGUCGAACGCCGUCCUCAAGUCAGAGACAGACACCAAGACUUUAACUGUAACACACAGUCUCUUACACACAGGAUGUGACCACAGAUCAGACCCAAAGAGACUGGGUUGUCCUCCUGCUCCCGGCUCAGAGUACUUACCAGUAUUUCAACAGAGCCAGAGAACGGUUAAUUCCCGUGGAGAUGGUUAUGGUAACUCGUUAGACACUAGUGGUGAUGAUCCAUCUUGUUCUUAUGCUACAGAGAUGGACCCUGGCAACAUAUCCUUGGGUUUAGAGACACAAACUGAUCUGUCUAGAGGGGACUGGAACCAGUACAGUAGUAGUGUAUACUCUGAAGGGUGCCUAAAUAAGAAAGGGGAGGGUCUGGUCGUAGAUGAAGUGACCAUGAAAGUGGAGGGCGACGUUCCUCCCACGUGGAAUGCAGAUAGUCACCUAGGAGACGGACACUCAGAGGGCAGAGAUGUCUUAAAUUACAGGGGAAGCUUAGAGACAAAUCCAAAUGUCACGACCCACUCCCCUUUACACACGUUCAGGGAUCAUGACCAAGUGUCCACGUCGAUGGGGUCUUCUGAUUUACACAGCCGUGUCCUUUUCGAUCAGGUAUUGAACUCAAACGACAGGGCUAAAGCCCAGACUCAGGGAGGGGGAGCCACAUCAGGCAAUAGUAAAGAGAAACGGUUCCUCUGCAUGUUCUGUAACAAAGGCUUCAGCUGCCUCCAGAAGGUGGAGGUCCACCAGAGGAUCCACACAGGGGUGAAACCAUUCAGCUGUACCCAGUGUCAUAUGCGCUUCGCCCAGGCUGGCACCCUGAAGAGGCACCAGAGGGUCCACACAGGGGUGAAACCCUUCAGCUGUACCCAGUGUCACAUGCGCUUCGCCCAGGCUGGUGACCUGAAGAGGCACCAUAGGGUCCACACAGGGGAGAAACCAUUCAGCUGCCCCCAGUGUGAGAAGAGAUUUACCCGCCAGCACCAGCUGAAGAUGCACAUGAAGGUCCACACGGGAGAGAGGCCGUUCGCCUGUACGCAUUGUGGGAAGAGAUUCUCAGAUAGGAGCUACCUCAGGAUACACCAGCAGAAAAAACAUUCCACUCAAUAGCUUCUGACAUUUAGAUGUAUUAAAUAUAAAGAUUCAUUUUCAUUGUUGUCAGCAGAAAAGACCCACUGAUGCAUUUGGAAUAAUGCGAGUAGCAGAUUUCAGUGUUGAAUAUUCCUGGGUAGAAUAUUGCAUCCAGACAUGUGAUAUAUAUUUUAGGCAUAUUUGUGCCUAAAAAGUCUGUUACAUAUUGUGUUAGUACUGUGUAGGCCAGGGAUGGGCAGCUUUGAUGGGGGUGGGGGCCACAAAAAAAUCGGAACUAGCCCUAGCCUUUUGGGGGCCCUAAGCUAUAUUUUGCAAGUAAAGCUAUUUUAGCAAAGAUAACAUUUUUUUUGUUUUAGAGUUAAUUUCCUGCAAUUCUACACAUUUUGCCAUGGGGCGUAGAGAAAAUGUUGCAAUUUUUAAGCAAGCUUUCUACAAUUCUACACAUUUUUGCCAUGAGGUGGAUAGAAGAUUGCCAUUUUUUUAAUGUAAUUUUAUGCAAUUCUACCAUGAUCAAUGAGGGCCCCCAGGUCAGUAAUUAAAUCAUGAUUACUACAAGUUUGGAAAUAAUACGCAUUUUGCCAUAGGGUGGAGACAAAUGUUUGCAGUUUUUAAUAUGAUAUCUGACGGCCAUGAUUACCACAAGUUUAGAUAGCUUGGGGGGAGGUUAAUCCAUAGACAAAAGGGUCGCUGCCAGUUGCCCAUCCCUGGUGUGGGCUAUAUGUGACGCGCUCUAUCAUAAUCAGUCGGAAGUCGCAAUUACUAAUUUGCAUAUACAUUUAGUUUUUGUCCAAAUGUAGAUUUUUUGCUAUUUGGGGGUUUCAUCUGGUUUUAACAAUACAAUGUCUUUGCUUUCA
Molecule: messenger RNA, 2721 nt
Organism: Salmo salar (Atlantic salmon)
Lineage: Eukaryota; Metazoa; Chordata; Actinopteri; Salmoniformes; Salmonidae
Source: RefSeq, a predicted model, not a curated record